AUGAAUUACGCAUCAUGGAUCGAAGAGGAGAAACUCAAGAAAACCUUCAUCGUGGCCACGUUGGCGUCCACGCUUGUCGGCACGUUCACGGCGUCUAUGGGGCUAUGGGAGCGCGUCUCAGACAAGCGCCAACAGCACCGACAAAAACAGCGCGACACGAAACAAGAUGGCGAGAUCAAGGAGCUGAAGAAGCAGUUCGAAGAGGCGCAGAAGAGAGCCGAUGGUAGACAACAGGAGAUUGACCGGCUAAAGAACGGUGGAGGGCGCGACGACGUAGGAAACAAUUUUGAGAGGGAUGGUAUGAUGGUUCAGAGGAUGUAUGACCAAGGCUAUGGCAGGAUGGGCAGCCGGUUCGCCCAGGGUGAUGCCAUUGUCGAGAACAAACUACAAGCGCACAUCAUCUCCCUCCAACAAACCGUUAUAAACGUCCUCCAAGAUGCCCUAUACAACGACCGCCAAUUGACUCGCGCCGACAUGUCCAAACUCAUCGCCGCCUCAAACCAAGCCAGGGAAGGCUCCAUGAUCGCUCUACAAGAAGCGCAACAACGAUUAGGAGGCUCGCAAGUCGGCGCACCACCCCCACCCCGCCCUGCAUCGCCUCCGCGCUCCCUCGUCCCUUCGCAGCGCGCGCCUAGUGCUAUUAUGCCCAUGGAUGGCCCCGAGCAACUCUUCUGCCGCUACGCACUCGAUCUACAAUACAUGCCCGGAAACCCCUUGGCAGCUUCCUUUGCCCCUGGAGGUAGCUGCGCAUGUCCUGCAUGCGGCGUGCGCCUCGACGUAACCAGCGAAGACUUCUGGAUGAUAGGCAAACGAACACCCGUCACCAUCUGGGACAAGACAACUGGCUAUGAGCACGACAUCAUGGACACGCGCGAGUUCCGUCUUGCCCAGCGCUUCGUCAUCAAAUGCCAUACUCCAAAUGGCGAGUACGCGUGCACAAUUUGCAGCAAGGGCAGAGAUGUCGACGCGAUUUGCCGGACAGUAGACAGCCUUGUCAAACACGUGGGAACAUACCACGAUGUCGGCGAACUGGAACAAGAAAUCGAUCUGCGCGAGGUCAAGGUCGAAACGAAGAGGUUGAGUCUCCCUGCGCCACACGUACCCAGUCCGCCGAGGAGUGUUCUCAGGGAAGAGAUGAUCUAUCGGUGA
Molecule: messenger RNA, 1149 nt
Organism: Alternaria incomplexa
Lineage: Eukaryota; Fungi; Ascomycota; Dothideomycetes; Pleosporales; Pleosporaceae
Exons: 3
Coding region: 1-1149 (382 amino acids)
Source: RefSeq, a predicted model, not a curated record